This is a messenger RNA of Corticium candelabrum, 1155 nucleotides long. RefSeq lists its product as uncharacterized. The transcript has 5 exons. Bases 138 to 995 code for a protein of 285 amino acids. NCBI's taxonomy places the organism in Eukaryota, Metazoa, Porifera, Homoscleromorpha, Homosclerophorida, Plakinidae. The record is from RefSeq and is a predicted model, not a curated record.
CAAGCCUGUAAGUUUCGACUCAAGCACCUCGUCUCACGUGCAAGCAGGCGAACAGCACGUGAGGUCGCACAGUGAGGCUACACAGAAGGUGUGCUCACACGUUGGCCGUUAUCAUAUCACAGUACGUAUACUGAGCGAUGAAGACGUUGUUUGCGUUGUGUCUCUUUUUGGCCACGGUAUCCCACGUAAGUGCGACGCCAUCAAACUCAAGUGCAGCAUCUAAGCGUUGUACUAGGCGAUUUGUGGAGUUGCCUGGCCAGCCAUCUUGGAAUAUUUUUCGAAAAUGUAAAGCAGGCCUUCUAGAUUGGCACUACCCCGGUAUGCCUCCAAAUAGGAGCAUCGAUGUCACUAUUAGGCUGGUGAAACCUAGAUGGGCGUGUCAGCGUGUCUGUUUCAAAGUACCUAUUGGUGGAGCGUCCAUGACAAUGAAGAGCAACGACGAAAUGAUCUUUAAUGAUACCUUUCAAUCGUCUGUAAAAUUGGGGAGCAAAGCACCAAUGCCUGAACCGAAGUGUGUGGAAUCACGUGAAGAUCUUAAGGUGGCCAUUCAUGGUAAUCAAGACUUGAACGCCUACUUGUGGUCUAUGUCGUUUGUGGCUGCGCCCUGUGAAGGCUGUGAGCGAUGCUCUGUGGAAGCUUUAACAACUUUGUAUCGUCGAUCUUUAUUUGUUGUCGUGGUAACAGUAAAUGAUGUUGAAAGUGUUAGUGGUGGUGGGUUUAAUGUUUCGUUCAAGUUGAAGAAAUAUUUGCUUCGGCCAAAUGGAAAAGGAAACGGUCUUGUUGCAGCAAUCAGUUCUGUUAUCAAGGCUGGUCGUGUCUCUACUGACUCUUGUAGUAAAGUCUUGAGAAAUGGCAAGAAAUAUGGUCUUCUUUACUCACCUGCUGCUGACUUGGAAUACACAUUUUGUCCCAUCAAAAACAUUCAGAAAGUGAGGCGUGCACUGAAACUGGAAAGUCAGAAAGUUCCAGAAGUAACAAUCACUGCUCUCGGUUGAGCUUGUAAUAAAAAAUCUACUUGAGUAUUAACAGUUUUGGCUGUGGAGUGUGCUGAAUUUCUGUUGCUUGUAGAGUACGUGACAUUUCGACACUUGCGUAUAUUGUGAUUGCUUGUUAGUGUAUGAGUAAAUUGAGUGAGUGUGAAUUGUUUGAACAAAA